AUGGCUGAGAAUCCUAAUGAAAUGCCAAAGCUUAUAGCUUUUCUAUCUUCUCUCCUCAACAAAGUAGCUGAAUCAAAUGAUACCAACCAACAACUAGAACAACAAAAGAUCUCAGUUUUUCAAGGCUUAACUCGACCCAACAUCUCAAUUCAAAGCUACCUUGAAAGAAUUUUCAAGUAUGCAAAUUGUAGUCCAUCGUGUUUCAUUGUUGCAUAUGUUUAUCUUGAUCGUUUCACUCAAAAACAACCUUCUUUGCCGGUUAAUUCCUUCAAUGUUCAUCGGUUGCUCAUUACAAGUGUUAUGGUGGCUGCAAAAUUCAUGGAUGACAUAUACUACAACAAUGCUUACUAUGCAAAAGUUGGAGGAAUCACUACCAUAGAGAUGAAUUUUCUUGAGUUGGACUUUCUAUUUGGUUUGGGAUUCCAUUUAAAUGUAACUCCAAACACUUUCCAAGCCUAUUGUGUUCACCUACAGAGUGAAAUGAUGCUCAUGCAACCUCUAAAUUUUACAGAUUAUUCCUUAAGUUUAGGAAAAUCACUAAAUACUCAUUUAUGCUUUAAUGAAGAUGAAUCUUCACAUCAAAAGCAACAACAAUUAGCUGUUUGA
Lathyrus sativus (Indian pea) is the source of this 606-nucleotide messenger RNA. Lineage: Eukaryota; Viridiplantae; Streptophyta; Magnoliopsida; Fabales; Fabaceae. The record is from the annotation of a GenBank genome assembly.